GGGAGGCAGCGACGAACUACACUUCCCAAUGCUCUUAAGGAACGGAAAUGACGUGAGAGCAGACAGAGUUGGAGGGUUCGGGUAAAAAUGGCUGAAUAUUUAGCUUCAAUAUUCGGGACUGAGAAGGACAAGGUUAACUGCUCUUUUUACUUUAAGAUCGGGGCCUGCCGGCACGGGGACCGGUGCUCCCGGCUUCACAACAAACCGACUUUCAGCCAGACCAUAGUGCUGCUCAACCUGUACCGGAAUCCACAGAACACUGCCCAAACCGCAGACGGAUCGCACUGUCACGUGAGCGACGUGGAGGUUCAAGAACACUAUGAUAACUUCUUCGAGGAGGUGUUCACGGAGCUGCAGGAGAAGUACGGGGAGAUCGAAGAGAUGAACGUUUGCGACAACCUGGGGGACCACCUCGUGGGCAAUGUCUAUGUCAAGUUUCGGCGUGAGGAGGAUGCAGAGCGGGCGGUGGCUGAACUCAAUAACCGCUGGUUCAACGGGCAGGCUGUGCAUGCUGAGCUGUCUCCUGUCACCGACUUCCGGGAGUCAUGCUGCCGGCAGUAUGAGAUGGGGGAAUGUACCCGUGGUGGCUUCUGCAACUUCAUGCACCUGCGGCCCAUCUCCCGGAACCUCCGACGUCAGCUGUAUGGGCGGGGACCCAGACGCAGACUGGCUCUGAGCACCAUCCAAAGACCAGCGCCUGAGUCUCAACCCCCAAACCAGCUGGAACUCCAAAGCCCCAAACCCAAGACCAGUCUGGAUCUCCAAUCUGGAGAUCAGCCCCUGAGAACCUGUCCUGAUACCACUCAGGAACUCUGCUUACCUGCCCCAUCCCAGAGCAGAGAGGCAGACCUGGGGAACUGUGCAGCACUCCUUACAGCUCUAAUCCUCAUCUCUCCACUCCUGUCCCCAGGUCACCCCCGAGGUCCCAUACUGGCCACCGUCCCCGAGAAAGAAACCGACGACGUUCCCCAGACCACCGGCAUGGCCGCUUCUGAGACCCUGGCUCCCUUGACCUCCACCCUUGACAGGCAUAAAUGUUCCUGGCCAGGACCCCUCCUGAAAGCUCCCUUAACCCCCCAGCUCCAUCUUCCCCCAGGCUCCGGGGCUCCAUGCUGUAAUCUGUUCAAAACAGGGACCUUCUCUUACCACCCCUCCCCUAAUAAAGUUCUGUAUUAAGGGUUUAGAACCUGUUAGCUUGA
Molecule: messenger RNA, 1199 nt
Organism: Ailuropoda melanoleuca (giant panda)
Lineage: Eukaryota; Metazoa; Chordata; Mammalia; Carnivora; Ursidae
Gene: U2AF1L4
Product: U2 small nuclear RNA auxiliary factor 1 like 4
Exons: 8
Coding region: 88-1176 (362 amino acids)
Biological process (GO): mRNA splicing, via spliceosome
Cellular component (GO): U2AF complex
Molecular function (GO): RNA binding; metal ion binding
Source: RefSeq, a predicted model, not a curated record